AUGUCUUCCAACAACAUCACAGAGGAGGUUCACAACGAAUGGAAAACUGUAUGGAUGAGCUUUAUGGCAGGAGCAUCGUCCUCUCUAUUAACCUAUGCGUUCCGAAAAUUUUGGAAUUCUACCAUUCACAGUGAUGAUUUAAAUGCUGCCAAAACAGGAGCGAUCGUUGCCUCCUCCACAGCCGAUCGACGCAAGCAAAUCAAGAAGGAAUUGAUCAUAAUUUCAAAAGUUGGAAUUUAUGGAGGAGUGUUGUGGUCGACUCGAUCCUUCGUGACUCAAUUCCUAAUGCCUGUUCGUGAUCGAUCCGUGUCGACUCAAACCUCCAUGUACGUUCAUGUACUGGCAGGCAGUGUGAGUGGUGCCAUGGAGAGGCUUGUGGCUUACUUGUGUGGAGAUACUCUCUCAUUCCAAACCAUGGGUAGACUCAUCGGAAGAAGUACUUUGAGUUAUGCUCUUUAUCGUUGGUUGAGUUCUCGUCAAGUCUUGCAACACAUUUUGGUAUCUAGUGUGGUUAGUGUGGGAGAGAAUAAUGGAUCGUCAACUUCACCAACAACAACACGAGAGGUCUCACACUGGUUGGGCCACUUUCUGACGGCAGCUGUUAUUUCGAUUGGAACUCAUUUGUGUUGUAAUUUUGCGUCGUAUCGUUCGAGUGCUCAUUAUUUGAAUUAUUUCAAUUUGCUCAGGGAAGGUAUUGCUGGAGGCAUUGUUUACACGAGCUAUGAAAUGGUUUUAGAUGAGCUCAAGGAAAUGAAGAAUGCACGAAUCACCAGUAUGUCGUCUCAAUAA
Messenger RNA from Naegleria fowleri, 789 nucleotides. RefSeq lists its product as uncharacterized. The coding region runs from base 1 to 789 and encodes 262 amino acids. The record is from RefSeq and is a predicted model, not a curated record. The transcript has a single exon. Lineage: Eukaryota; Heterolobosea; Eutetramitea; Acrasida; Naegleriidae.